Molecule: messenger RNA, 1836 nt
Organism: Metschnikowia bicuspidata var. bicuspidata NRRL YB-4993
Lineage: Eukaryota; Fungi; Ascomycota; Pichiomycetes; Serinales; Metschnikowiaceae
Gene: MET13
Product: methylenetetrahydrofolate reductase (NAD(P)H)
Exons: 1
Coding region: 1-1836 (611 amino acids)
Biological process (GO): tetrahydrofolate interconversion
Cellular component (GO): cytosol
Molecular function (GO): FAD binding; methylenetetrahydrofolate reductase [NAD(P)H] activity
Source: RefSeq, a predicted model, not a curated record
AUGAAAAUCACGGAAAAAUUGACACAGGCCCACAGCGGUGCCAAUCCGCCUCCCGCUACCUUUUCUUUCGAGUUCUUUGUUCCCAAGACGUCGCAAGGUGUGCAAAAUCUUUACGACAGAAUGGACAGAAUGUACGACUUGAACCCGAUUUUUGUUGACAUCACGUGGAACGCUGGUGGGCGCUCUUCUUCGUUGACCAAUGAAAUGGUGUACACUGCCCAAUCGACAUUGGGGCUCGAGACGUGUAUGCACUUGACAUGCACGAAUAUGGCCGUGUCUUACAUUGACGAAGCCUUGGAAAAGGCUUUCAAAGCCGGAUGCCAAAACAUUUUGGCCUUGCGGGGUGACCCUCCUUUGGACGGCUCGGAGUCCACGGGCGACUUCCGGUAUGCCAAAGAUUUGAUUGCGUACAUCAGAAAAAACUACGGCGACCACUUCAACAUUGGUAUCGCCGCUUACCCCGAGGGCCACCCUGAGGAAAACGACAACGGCAAGUUGUUGCAAUACUUGAAGGAGAAAACUGACGCUGGUGCGGACUUCAUCAUCACGCAGAUGUUCUACGAUGUUGACAAUUUCAUUGGCUGGUGUCGCAAAAUUAGGGACUACGGUAUCAACAUUCCGAUCAUUCCCGGAAUCAUGCCCAUCUCAACCUACUCCGCUUUCAUCAGAAGAGCCAACUGGUCGCAGGUGGCAGUUCCGCAGCACUUUUUGGAUGCAUUGGACCCCAUCAAGGAGGACGAUUUCGCUGUCAGAGAACUUGGUUCGCAGCUCGUGGCCGACUUGUGCCAAAAACUCAUCGACUCCGGCUUCGUCAACCACUUGCAUUUUUAUACCAUGAACUUGGAGAAAUCUACAAUCAUGUUGUUGGAGAAAUUGAACUUGGUUGAGUGCGUGAAGGAAAUCGAUGCAGUGGGCGAAGAUCUUCCUUGGAGAAAAUCCUUGCACCCAAACAGAUCAAAGGAGGCCAUCAGACCAAUCUUCUGGCAGAACAGGAAGUACUCAUACAUCAGCCGGACGUCUGGGUGGGACGAGUUCCCCAACGGUAGAUGGGGUGACUCGAGAUCUCCAGCUUUUGGAGACAUUGAUCUCUCUGCGUCCGAGCUUUUGAGACAGUCGCCAAAAAGGGCUUUGGAGUUGUGGGGCUGUCCACAAGAACUCAAGGACUUGGCCAACAUUGUGAUCAGGUACUUGAAUAACGAAGUCAAGGCCUUACCCUGGAGUGACGGGCCCAUUGGCACCGACACGAACGUGUUGAAAGAAUCCUUGAUCAAACUCAAUGAAAAUGGGUUUAUCACUUUAAACUCUCAGACCGCGCUCAACUCCGUGAGAUCCAACGACAAGGUCCAUGGCUGGGGCCCCAAAAACGGCUUUGUCUACCAGAAACAGUACUUGGAGUUCAUGGUUCAUAAAGAUGUCGCCUCUCGUCUAGUGACCGCAGUAGAGACACACAACCAAGCAGACCCAACUGGACUCAUCUCGUUCUACAUGGUGGACAAAGAAGGCAACCUCACCACCAACGCCCAUGACGACGAUAUCAAUGCAGUCACAUGGGGCGUGUUUCCUGGCGAAGAGAUCUUGCAGCCUACCAUUGUGGAGAAGGUGUCGUUCUUGGCCUGGAAAGACGAAGUGUUCUCUUUGAUCAAAGAAUGGGACACGAUUUUCCAUUCGAAAGUCAUUGGCGAGCUUGUAGAGGCGGAGAAGAUUGACGCCUUCUCGCGGUUUUUGACCGGGUUCGGCAACAACUAUGUGUUGUGCAACAUGGUGAACAACGACUUCACCAGCGACAACAGCCACAUGUUCCAGUUGUUGCACGGCCUCACCGAGGCGGCCAACUAA